AACAAGCGGGUUUUGCUUGUGUCGGUUUGUUCGCAGGAUUAUCGGAAAAUAAAUAUUUCUCAUGUUAUUUGUGUUCCGGUAUAAUUACUCUUAUUAGACCACAGUAUUAGGUUUUAUGUGUAGUCAUUAGAGCUCUUAUUGUUUAGAUAUGUGUAUUAUUAUGCCAAAUUACGAGUGACAGAUGUUUUCGGAUUAGAGCGCCACUUUUCGACUGAGUUUUUAGAUAAUUUUAUUUGAAACAUGGAAGAUAUAAAUAAAACUAACGCUGAGAUGGAGUGCAGUGUUUCUGAACCAGCUCCAAAAACAUCACCGCCUGAGGAAUCCACCCCCACGAAGGAUGUGUUGAAGGUCACACAACCGCAGUGCAGCCCCGACUAUGACCUGCUAGACGAAGCGGAGAUGGAUGUCAACUCCGGUCAAAGUGACGAGGCAUCGAAUGACGCGAAUGCUGCCAGAGCCGCGUCGGCACAAAAGAGUGAAGCUUCAGCCAAAAGAAAAUUAAGUGGCGAACCAACCGACAGCAGUGCGAAAAUUCAGAAACUUGACCAUGUUGAGCCUGAUUCCACGCAAACCCUGGACGACGAAGUCUCGGAGAUAAUCGGAGCUUCCAAACGCUUUGACACCCUUGACGACCCCGUACCAUCCGUCUCUAGAGUCCGCACUCCAGCACGAUCUAGUCCCCGUAGGCUUGCCAAACGAAGCAACAGCGCAGAUUUAGAUAAACUUAAAACACCAAAGACUCCCAAAAGUCGACCCGCCAGCGCAGACAUUACCAAAUCCCGCAAAACACCGCGUAAAGUACAACUAGAUAAACUAAAACCUGACCCCAUUGCCGAGGAAGAUGUCGCUAGCACUUCCAAAUCCAGACCAAGCGUAGAGUUCGUGGCUGAAAUAGAACCCCCAAAAGUUACAGAAAUCAAUACCGAAAACUCUGACCUCAAUGACUCGCAAGAUUUCCAACUUGUCUUGUCACCAUCGCCUGUAGAGGAUGUUGAAGAAGAGAAAACAGAAGAAAAAACUAAAGAACCUAAUUAUAGCAGUGACCCAGUGGUAGUCAAAGAUCGGAAGGAGAUUCUCGACCCAGGGAAGAUUCACGAAACUCGAAGCGAAGGCUACACCUUUUCCGAUCAAAACAGCAACCUAUCCCAACCGCUACCGAAGGACUUCAAAGAGAAAGCUACCGAUCAAGAGAGCACUGACAGCAUUGGUUCUUUGAUCUUAGAGAGUCCAGACCACAUUCCGACCGUGGCUUCAAAGUUGAUCUCAAAACUUUCCAAUGGAGACUCAUCCACUCCUACCGAAUCGUCAGCUCAAGGAAAACAUGGAUUGCCAGAAAACAGCGACAGUACUCCUGAUAUGAUCAAAUUGAACGGCAGCAAAUCGAAACGAAAGAACGAAUCUUUCAAAAACAGCAACUCAACAACGCCAUCUACUAUUUCUCCGUUACAAAACGGCCACUCAUUGCCGGCCAGUACUCCUCAGAUUCCAGUGUUCGACAUUCACGUAAGCCAUAAUGAGGACUGCGAGUUCUUAUCGCUGUAUGUCGUGAGAAUUGACAACGAUCUCAGCAUGGACAUGUACAAGGAGUACCAAAGAGUUUCCAAAAGGUUCACAAUGGAUGGAUAUCAAGCUGAUGUGUCAGCCACCAACUCUACCUCUAGCGUCACCAGCGGAGCCAUGAUCUCUCUGCCGAACAGGGCUUCGUUUUCUUCAACCAUCAGCUCCUUAUCCACAUUGAGUAGUCGAACGAGCGACGGCAAUUUCCUAGUGCCACAAGCCCCUCGUAAAUCAGUCACGAACCCAUCUACAACGGUUAAAGGGUAUGAUGCGUUGUUGAAGAAAUUGCAAGAGAUAUUCUCACAUGUUCGGGAUACGUCAGACGAGGCAAACAGGUCAAUUUCCGAUGACAAGGUCUCAGUGGGCAUUCAGACUGCACUGUCCAGUGACUCCACCUUAAGCAAUGGCAAUGCCAGCCCGGAAGAAGUAGGGAAAUGCGAUAAGGCAACUCCGAAGAGUUCGCUCAAGAAAUCCCGAGUGCGAGGUCGACGGCAUAUUGCUACUAAGACCAAGCGGGCUCUGUUGCCGACGCAGCUUGAGGAGCCAGAGUUUAUGCACGGUAUGAAUUCUCCAGAAAUGGUGCCAAGUAACGGGGAGAAUGGGAAGGAUUCGUCGAUGAAAUCUCCUAAGGAAGAAAAGCCGUUGUCGACUUUGGUGGCGACGCCUAAGUCUGUGAGCAAGCUGAAGCAAAAACGGCGGCCGACGUCGCCUAGGCCGGUGACCCCGGUGGAGAAGGUUGUGGUCAAACCGGAGUAUCCUGGUUUCGCGCCCGAUACAGUCGUGCUGGCCAAAUGGGUGGACAAGCGUUACUAUUCGGGGAAAGUGCAGGAGAUCACUGAGCCGAAUAAGUACUUGAUCAAAUUCGAUGAUGGGCAGAGCAAGAUUCUACUGGACGACUUCAUAAUCUUCGGGGAUAUGAAGACGUUGCCUUUGCAAGGACAGUCUGUGUAUGCGAUGGUAGAUGAGGAGCAGAAUUAUGAACCUGGUCUGGUUUUGGGCGUGGAGGAAAACGAUAGCGGCACUGUUACAUACAAAUGCACGACUGAUGGGGAUACUCUAGUCAUGGUGACAGCUAGUGAGCUGUACCUAACGGAAGACCAAGCGCGGUCCCUGAAGGAGUCUGUUGCGCGGUCUCACUCGCCGUCUACCCCGUCUACGCCUCGCAACAGGCGACAUAACAGGGAGCUGGACUUGGAUAACAUUAUACAGUGGUCCCUUGCGGAAGACCAAGCGCGGUCGCUGAAGGAGUCUGUCGCGAGGUCUCACUCGCCUUCUACUCCGUCUACGCCUCGCAACAGGCGACAUAACAGGGAGCUGGACUUGGACAACAUUAUACAGUGGUCCCUUGUGGAAGACCAAGCGCGGUCGCUGAAGGAGUCUGUCGCGCGGUCUCAUUCCCCAUCUACCCCGUCUACGCCUCGCAACAGGCGACAUAACAGGGAGCUGGACUUGGACAAUAUUAUACAGGGUCCUCGCAGUGCCAGGAAUCGAGACAAGGGUGUGUCCAGCGCUAAGAAACGGGUGGCUUCGCCAAAGAGUCCUAAAGCUUCUACCUCAGGCGUGAAGAGUCAAGCCAAAAGCACGCCGGUCAGUCGCAAGCGUCUAGCCAGCGAGAGCAGUGAGAUAAGCGAAAGUAGCAACUCUGCACCGCCUGUAAGGCUUGAGGAGGUCGCUGGUGUUGAACCUGAAGUGCAACGCACGCCACGGAAGAUUGACGGGGUCAAAGCCGGGCCCGGCUUCAUAAAAGGAGCAGCCAAACAGAACAUCGGCAAGAAGAACUCAAAACUGACCAAGUUCGAGAACGACGAAGACACGAUCUCCCAACUCGGCCCGAUCCCGGCGGGCGACAACAAAAUGUUCGCCGGACUACACUUCUUGCUGACGUGCACUGAUACGCCUAGACGGACGAGGGAGAAGAGCCAAAGCCACUACUCAUCGGAGGAGGACGGCGAGACGGCGGGCGCCAGCGCCAGCGCCGAAGACGUGGUGUUCUGCGCGCGGCCCUUCCACAAGGAGCGCCUCAAGGAGCAGCUGGAGGCCGGCGGCGGCGUCGUCUACAGCCACUUCGACGAUGUGCCAAAGAACAAGUACUCCGUCUGCAAGCUCAUCUCACCUCGUCCUUGCCUCACCGCCAAGUACAUCCAGUGCCUCGCGGCUGACAUUCGAGCAGUGACCCACGGGUGGGUCAUCGAGAGCUGCAUCAAGAACCAACUGGUGGACGUCGAGGCGUAUCUGCUCCCGGCUGGGUGGUCCUUGCAGAAGCAGCAGCAUAUUGAUUGGUGUCUAGUAGGUGACAUUCGUGCUGUGACCCACGAGUGGGUCAUCGAGAGCUGCAUCAAGAAUCAACUGGUUGACGUGGAGGCGUAUCUACUCCCAGCUGGGUGGUCCUUGCAGAAGCAGCAGCAUAUUGAUUGGGUGACCCACGGGUGGGUCAUCGAGAGCUGCAUCAAGAACCAACUGGUGGACGUCGAGGCGUAUCUGCUCCCGGCUGGGUGGUCCUUGCAGAAGCAGCAGCAUAUUGAUUGGGCGCCGUCAUCAGGCAAGCGCAACACGUCUUUCUUCAAGGACAAGCUCAUAGUGCUGUGCAGCGACAACGACAGCACAUUCCUCAAAUUCUGGGACCGAGUGUGCACCCUUGCGGGAGCCAACACGCGAGUGGUCAACGAAGACGAUCUCAACAUGGCCGGAGCCCUGGCCCUGGUCACCGAGUGGGAUUGCCCGCAUGAAGUCCAGAACAAAGCCAACCAAGACAAUAUCCCACUCGUCUCCACACACUGGGUCAUCCAAUGCCUGGUCGAAGCCAAGGUAUUGGACCCCAACGGUCAUGCCAACUUCUCAUUUGCAUUUACGGAGCAAGAAUGAUCCUGGGACUUCAGAAAAUACCUCAUAAUACGUGAAUUUUGACACUUAGAGGUAGCGCAGUGACGCAUAGUGUUAAGUGCAGUGUUAAAGUGGAAGUGUAGUUAUAAGUGAUUUGGAAGCUGGGUUGAACUGGUCUGGUGUGUAGGUAAUAAAUAAGAUUGUAGCUAGUGUGAAAAUUGGCAACUAUAGUCAAAUGUUUGAGAGAGACUGUGAUUAAGGGACUGCUGAAAAUGGAAAGUUAGAAAAUAAAUCACAAAUAAAUUACAAUUAACAAGUACAUACUAUUACUAUCCGUGUAUAAACGUAAUGAUUCAUCUCUGUUUUCCAAUAUUUUCAUAGAUGUACUUUCUAUUUGUAAUGUCACUUGUGAUUCUCAUUGUGAUCUCCAAACUUAAUGUAUUACUGCAAAAAGUCCAUUUAAUAUGUUAAUCCUACAUAAAACUAGUAAUUUGGCAUAAAAUGUUGAAGAAAUACAAUAGAAGUAUAUGGAUUGUUAGAUCAAUGGUUCAACCCUAGUAAAAUUUGAAAAUCAUGAAAGACGUUUCGUCACUAAUAUAAAAUUAAUAUUAUUGACUAUGUACCUGAUACAACAGGUCCAUUCUAAAUGAUCUGCAGGUAUACUUAUAUCGUAGCUAAGUUAUAAUAAGUACAGUGUGAAUUUUCCCAAUGAUCUAUUCUUAUAUACUCUUAGUGUAAAGUUGUGCGAGCAACAAAUCUUGUAUCAAAGAAUUUGUCGAUGUUUAGGGUAAGCUAUAAUGAGUAUUACAGCUUGAUUCAUGUUAACUAUAAUAUAAAAAACUUGACGAGAAUGCAAUGAAACGUGGCUAAAUGUAGUGUUUACGAAAGUUGGAUAUAAUUAAAGUAUUUAACAUCUAAUGUUUAAUCUUACUAUUCCUACGGGGACUUUAUAUAGUCAUUUAUAAGCCCGAUUAUUUAGUGGGUAUUGAGUACUAUAAGUUGUCUUUAUAUGACCUGGUACAUUUGAUGUUGCUUAUGUGGGAUGUACCUAUGUUUCAGUGUACGAAGAUACUAGUAAAUGAUGAAGUCUUCGUCAAGGUGACAGUUGUAUUCAAAUAUUAAGUGUAUAUUCUUAGGUAGUCUAUACAGAGGCGAUUUAAUGAAAUCUUGUAUUACUUAAAACUUAAUAUCAGAUGCAGACUAACUUUUACUAUGGAACAAAAUCCACAGUUAUGCUAAAAAAAACAUUUACAAGAUUUGAAACUUGAUAAAUAUUGAUGUUACUUUCAUAAUUCAAGUUUUGAUGAUUAAUAGCUGAAGAUUAAGGACAUACAAGAUUUAAUAUUUUAUCCUAUGUGUUAAUAUUUAAGGAAAAUUGCUAAUUAAAGGUAGCGUAAUACCUUUUUGUGUGCAUUUAGGUAAUAGAUGCAAUUAGUUGUAAGAAGAAAAAGGUGAUUUGCCUUGAUAAUGUAAGAUAAAAUGAGGGUGAGAUGUGUGAUUACACAUAUUGUUUUAAAAUUCCGGAGGAUCUACUAAAAUGUGGAAACCUCAUCGAGCAAUGUACAAUUGACAUCAGUACAUCUUUCUAUG
Messenger RNA from Ostrinia nubilalis (European corn borer), 5967 nucleotides. RefSeq lists its product as uncharacterized. Gene Ontology annotation, biological process: positive regulation of transcription by RNA polymerase II; DNA damage checkpoint signaling. The transcript is spliced from 15 exons. The coding region runs from base 241 to 4419 and encodes 1392 amino acids. The record is from RefSeq and is a predicted model, not a curated record. Gene Ontology annotation, molecular function: histone binding. Lineage: Eukaryota; Metazoa; Arthropoda; Insecta; Lepidoptera; Crambidae. Gene Ontology annotation, cellular component: nucleus.